This is a messenger RNA of Suricata suricatta (meerkat), 2464 nucleotides long. RefSeq names its product zinc finger protein 775 (gene ZNF775). The transcript is spliced from 7 exons. The record is from RefSeq and is a predicted model, not a curated record. The coding region runs from base 103 to 1494 and encodes 463 amino acids. NCBI's taxonomy places the organism in Eukaryota, Metazoa, Chordata, Mammalia, Carnivora, Herpestidae.
CCUGUCCCGGGACUGGCGGGGCCGGGGAGCCCGGUGCCCAAGUCGCCCCGGGGUGGCAGUUCCCGUUAACCUUAACCACAAAGUCAAGGAGAUGGGCCGGCGAUGAAGAUCAAGCAAGAGAAGCCCGAGUGGCCGCUGCCGAUGGUGGGGCCUCUGGGGCCGCAGGCCGUGCUUUCCGAGAGGGAUAAGGAAAACAUCUUCCAGCAGCAUCGGGGCCUUCCGCCGCCGUGCCAGACCGCCGGCAAGCCUCGGGCCUUGGGGGGCCAGGAGGAGACUGGGGGUCCGAGGUGGGCCCCUCCCCCUGAGCGGGCCGGGGCGCUGGCGGGCCGGGCCCUCUCCGCCGGCGAGGCUCACUUCGUGUGCCUGGACUGCGGGAAGCGGUUCAGCUGGUGGUCGUCCCUGAAGAUCCACCAGCGCACGCACACCGGGGAAAAGCCGUACCGGUGCGGCAAGUGCGGCAAGAGCUUCAGCCAGAAGCCCAACCUGGCGCGCCACCAGCGCCACCACACGGGCGAGCGGCCCUUCUGCUGCCCCGAGUGCGCCAGGCGCUUCAGCCAGAAGCAGCACCUGCUCAAGCACCAGAAGACCCACGCACGGCCCGCCACCCACUCGUGCCCCGAGUGCGCGCGCUGCUUCCGCCACCAGGUGGGCCUCCGCAUCCACCAGCGCGCGCACGCCCGGGCGGACCGUGCUGCCCUACCUCCCUGUAAUGGCCGCCUCCUCCUGCAACUCCUGUCCCAGCCCGCCUUGCUCAGGGACGCCAACCAGGUCGUUGGCGAGUUAGACCUCCCAGCCUCACGGGGCUGCUGUGCGGCUGCGGCGACGCUGGCGACUGCGGCGCUGCGGCGGCGACGGAGGGCUCGGGAGGCGGCGCCAUUGCCCAUGACAGAGCUGGCGUCCUCAGGGGGCGGGUCCCCUGCGGGGGACGGGGAGGAGGGUCUGGGGGACGACCGAGGCCUGGUCAUCCACCACCCCGCGGAGGAGCAGCCUCACCGCUGCCCGCUGUGCGGCCAGACCUUCUCGCAGCAGCCCAGCCUGGUGCGGCACCAGAAGGCGCACGCCGGGGUGGGCCGCGCGGCCGCCUUCGUGUGCCCCGAGUGCGGCAAGGCCUUCAGCGUGAAGCACAACCUGGAGGUGCACCAGCGCACGCACACCGGCGAGCGGCCCUUCCCCUGCCCGGAGUGCGGCCGCUGCUUCAGCCUCAAGCAGAACCUGCUCACUCACCAGCGCAUCCACAGCGGCGAGAAGCCGCACCAGUGCGCGCAGUGCGGCCGCUGCUUCCGCGAACCGCGCUUCCUGCUCAACCACCAGCGCACGCACGCGCGCAUGCCCGCCCCGCACCCGCGCCGCCCCGGCGUCUUCGGGGAGCGGCGGCCCUACUUCUGUGCCCGCUGCGGCAAGAGCUUCGCGCGCGAGGGCUCGCUCAAGACCCACCAGCGCAGCCACGGCCACGGGCCCGACGGCCAGGCGGCCCAUUUAGGCCGCGUGCUAUGACGCGCGCCAGGCCUGCGGCCGCCGGUGUCCAACCCCAGAGCCGCGUCCGGGACUCCUGGCGAUGGCGCUGGGCUGCGGCCCCCGUUCUGAAUUCGAUGAUCCUGAGAGACGAGGAGGGCUGGCUUGGGGUCUUGAAGGCGUGGGCCGCUGCCCAGCGUGGGCCGCCUCUUUCCGAGUCUUCACCCUACGGCUGGUCGCCCGCAGCUGCUUUGGGCCCCUGCAUUGGUUUUCCUCCUCUGGCUCACCCGGCCUAGAGUAGAUGUGGCAUGGGAAGGAGCCCUGGGCGGCGUGUGAGGCACAUCGGGGCCCAGCCUCUAGGAAUGGGUCCCUCUGGGGGCCUGCCCACCGGCAUGAGGACACGCCCCCUAAGAAGACCUACCUCGGGAGGUGCCGUGCAGAGAGGACCCAUGCAGCCUGGAAUUGGGGGCCUGUUCUGUGCCCUGGUGGAGUCACGGCCAGAGAACAGCUCGUCCUGGCUGCCCGGCCACAGACUUCCACUCUCGUGUGGCAGCAGGCACAGUGCCUGUGUGGAGAGCCAGCUUCUCUGCACCUCCCUGACCCACCAGAGACAGCAAGUAACUGGCCUAAGAGAACACAGCAAGUCCGUAGGAGGCCUGGCUACAGAGGUGAAGCCUUUCUCCCUGGGUGUGAACCAUUCUUGCAAGGCUCCGCUUUCCUUUCAGAGCACCAGUUCCUAAGACUUUGGGGGUGGACAGCCCUUGGAAAACCUGACAAAUGGUAUGAACCUUCUCUCCAGGAAAACACACAUACUUCUGUAGACCCAAGAAUCUGUAAGCGAGUGCAGAGCGCCUGGACCUCCUGGCCAGGAAGCCCGGCCCAGGACCUACCCUGCCGCGCCCUCCUCACCUGCGCUCCAUCCCUGGACAGGGCCACCCCAUGAGGAGCACUGCUCCCCCCCUGCUGAACUGCCCUCCCCUCACUCAGGAAUAAAGAAUUCCGAGGAGGGGGA